Dichomitus squalens LYAD-421 SS1 is the source of this 876-nucleotide messenger RNA. RefSeq lists its product as uncharacterized. The record is from RefSeq and is a predicted model, not a curated record. The transcript is spliced from 2 exons. Bases 1 to 876 code for a protein of 291 amino acids. NCBI's taxonomy places the organism in Eukaryota, Fungi, Basidiomycota, Agaricomycetes, Polyporales, Polyporaceae.
AUGCCCCAACUCGCCUCCACCUACCGUGUUGCCCCCAAAGAUGUCCCCACCCCCCAGUGGUUCCUCGACCACGACUUCCACCUCUCCUUCCUCCACCUGCCCGGCAACGAAAUCGCUGGAUACGUCGUCACCCUCACCCAUCUCCGGACCCUUGACUGGGACGUCGGCGAGCUCACCGACCCGGCUGGCCAAUGUCGGGCCUACGACACCGUCUCCCAGCUGCGGGCCACGAUGAUCGCCAUGUCCGACCACGCCUUAAAUAUUGUUUGCGCCCCCCAUCAUCUUUACCUCAUCGCUGACCUCGUCAAUCACAUGGAGCAGGUUGACCGCGAACGCGAGCAGACCUGGCUGGAGCGCGUCAUCGCCAACAACGACAGCCACGCCGCCUCACCUAUCCCCCCCACCCCGCCUCUGCCUGCCCCGGAAUGGGGAAACCCGGCCGACGUCUCCGGAUGGGGCAACACCAAUGUCGACUGGAGCAACACUAACUGGGGGAACGUCCUCAUGGACGAGGCCGACAUGGAGUGGUCCCCCCCUGUACAACCUCCACGGCGCUCCCCUCCACCCCGCGACUCCCCCUCCCCAACACCGCAGCACCUCCGCCCGAUGCCCGCUCGCCUACGCUCCGGCGCGCCCCCUCCGACCGGUACGUGCCCCUCUCCCCGCUCUCCCAGCCCUACCCCCUGCUCCCCAAGCCCCGUCGAUGAAAACGAACCUCCGUUCACCAUGGUCGUCGACCCCGCGUCGCCCCUGGAGUGGCCGGCCUCGGUCGUCCGAACGGUCCUCGGCACCAUUAGUGGAGGCGAUCUCACCGACACCACCAACCCCAACGCCCUGUCCGCACCCCCUGCCCCUCCAACUCCCCUGCUCCGCUAA